Entamoeba dispar SAW760 is the source of this 2826-nucleotide messenger RNA. RefSeq lists its product as uncharacterized. The record is from RefSeq and is a predicted model, not a curated record. The transcript has a single exon. Bases 1 to 2826 code for a protein of 941 amino acids. NCBI's taxonomy places the organism in Eukaryota, Evosea, Mastigamoebida, Endamoebidae.
AUGGAAGAUAGUAGAUCAUCAAAUUAUAAAAUAGGAGAAAUGAAACAACUUGAUAUGGUUUAUUUAAUGAAAGUAGCACUUCAUGUCUUUGACAUGAAUGACAUUCAAAACAUUGAAAUGAUUAACAAGAAAUGUGGAACUGCAAUUAACUCAUUGAAAGUUAAUCCAUGGUUUAAAUCAGAAAGAGAUAUUAAUAAGUUUUGUAACAUAUUUAAUCCACCAACAUGUAAUUGUAAUUUACUUCCUGUUGAUGAAUCAGUAUUAAUGAAAGUUGAGAAUAUUAGAAAUUAUGAAUUAGACAGUUUCAAUCACCCAGUAAAAAUGGUAAAUCCAAUCAAUCAAUUUAAUCCACAACAUCAAAAAAUGACAGAAGAAGAAAAGGAGCGAAUGGUUAAAAUUAUACAAAAAGUUGAAUCUAUGACAUAUUUUUCAAAUAUUACAGAAGAAAUGAUUGAACUUGUUAUUCAAAACAUGAAGAAAGGAAUUAAAAUAAGAACUUAUGAAAUUUGUGCAAAGCAAUUUAAUGAAAUCUUUGAUAAAAUGAAAAUAGAAGAAUCAAUGUAUCCAAGUGAAAUGAUAAUUUAUGGAAGAGUAAACAAUAAUUGGAUUAAGGCUAGAGAGAAUAAAAAUAUCAUUGUUAUCUAUGAAACAAGAGAACCUUUUGAAUCUAAAAGUGAAGUAAAAAUACCAAAAGGUAUUAGAGUUUAUUCUUCAAAGAUUCUUUUGUCGGAACCAAAUAAUGAAACAAAUAUUAAAUUUGUUAGAUCACCAGUUGACUCAUUAUUUUCAAAUGUAAAAUUAGAGUCAUUUGAUUCAUUUAGAGAUGCUGAUGUUUCUAGUGUUGGUGUGUGUAUAGAAGAUAUUAUUAAUGAAGAGAAUAGAAAGAAGGUUUAUAAGAUUCUUAAUGAUCUUUAUGCAAACUCAAUUUCAAUUAAUGAAAAUAGUCAACCAUUAUUUGGUCAAAAUCAAGACUUAACACCAAUUGAACUACCACGAUUACCUGAAUACAUUAAAUACCUUUGUGUUCAUUCAAUAAAUUCAAAUAUUGUAAUUAAUCAACAAAACAUUGAAGGUUUAGAAAUAAAUUCAUUAAAAUCUUCACUUGAACUUCGUUAUGUGAAGAAUUUGAAAAAGUUAAAACUACGUGGAGUUAAUAAACUAAAGAUAAAUGAAAUAAACGAAGAACAAGAAAUCAAAACAACAAAUAACAGAAGAUAUUGGAAAGAAAUAAAAGAAGGUAUAAAUACAUUCACAAAUCUUGAAGAACUUCGAUUAAACUGUUCUAAUUUAAAUACUAGUUUAGUAUUAAAUAAAUUAAAGAGUGUUGAAGUAAUUGAGUGUAGAGAAUGUAAAAUUAAUAUAAAAUCAGAUUGUAUUGAAAGAUUGAAGUUAGAAGGAAAUAUUCAAACACAAAUCAAAUUAUCAACAAAUAAACCAACUGAUAUUUGUAUUAAAGAAUGUGAUACUUUCAAAUUAGGAAUAGAAUCUAAUAAUGAACAAAAUAUUGAAAUAAUAAAAGGAAAUCAGACUAAUGUAAAAUCAAAAUGUCCAAUUAACAAAUUAAUAAUAGUAGAAUCUAAAGAAGUGAAUAUUACAGGAAAUGAAAAAUGUAAUACAAUGAAAGUUAUUGAAUCUACAAUCAAUGAAAUUGAUAUUAAACCAAAAAGAAUUAUAUUUAAAUCAAUUGAAGAAUACAUUAAAGUACCUCUGAAAGAAGCAGAAGAGAUAUAUAUUGUAUCAAUGAAAGAUUAUAUCUUUGAAGAAUUAUUUGAUAAAUGUAAGAAAUUAUGUAUUGAUGAAUGUGAGAAUUGUCAAUUCAUAAUCAACAAGAAUCAAAUCAAAGAAGUGAAAAUAACAAAAUGUAAAAAUACAGAAAUCAUAGGGAAGUUAGAUAAUAUUGAAGAAAUCAUCACAAUAGAUAAUGAAGAAUGUAAUAUUCCAGAAACAAAGAAUGUUAUAAAAGAAGAUACAGAAAUAAUAGAAAUAAAUAAUACAAAUAAAGAUAUAGAAAUAGAAACAGAUAAGAAACAUGUUAUAAUAAGAAAUACUCAUGACAGUAAUAUUAAAAUUGAAAGUGAUAUUAAUAGUGAUGUUACAAUAGAAAAUAGUGAAAAUAUCGCACUUGAUGGAGAAUAUGAGCACUAUGGAACUAUUCAAUUCAUUAAUUGUAAGAGUAAUAAAGAAACUCGAUUUAAUAAUCAAGAUAAUAGAUCAACAAUUGGAUGUGCUAGAUCAAUAUCAAUUAAUAAAUGUGAGAAUAUUGAUUUUGAAAGUUGUGGAACUAAAAAGUUAUUAGAAAUUAUUGAUAGUAAAGUAGGUAUUUGGUCAUACUCUCAAACAAACAUUGACACAAUAUAUAUUGAAAACUCUGAGUUAUAUUGUUUUGAUUUAUGUAUACUAUGUAACAAAGCAAUUUUAAUUAAUAGUACUGAAAUUUAUAGUAUCAUUCAACACUGUAAGGAAGAGCUUGUAAUGAAAAGAAUAAAUGAUACCCAAUUCAUGUUAAACCAAUUUUUGAAGAAAGUUGAAAUGGAAGAAUGUAGUGGAAUUGAUAUUAAGAAUGAUGUUAAAGGAAAAGAAGUUAAAAUGGUAAGAUGUCAUAAUAUAAAGAUAAUUGAUACAUCAAAUUCAAUCAACCAGAUUGAAUGUGAUAAUAUUGAAGUAAUAACAGAACAACAAAAUGAAAUGAUGAGAGGAUUUGGAAUGAUGGGAGGAUUUAUUCCUAAUAAUAUGCCAAUGGGAGGAUUUAUUCCUGAUAAUAUGCCAAUGGGGGAUGAUUUGGCGAUGGAUUCGGUAUUUAGUCAAGAAAGUAAUGAUGAUGAAUAA